UUCUGUCACUGUACUUCCUAAUGUGGCAGAAUGUCUGAGCCAUGGGGAAAUAUUUUGCAAAUUAAGUGAUACAGGAAACAUUUGAAUCUGUGAAUAUGUCUUUCUGUCAUGCUUUUGACUGUGCCAAGGAAGGAGAAGAGAUUUCAGGUGCAAGUGAGACAUCGGGAUUCAUCAAGGGAGUCAAGAUGAGAAUCCUGACAUUUCUCACGUUUGUCGAUCUGCUAAUGCAUCAAAGCUUCUCACUCUCCAGACCACAGUGUCACCGCUGUGAACAAACGGCCUGUAACUGCUCGAGACAGAACCUGGGGACCGUCCCUACAGCACCUUCAAUGCUCAUCGCUGAACUCGAUCUCUCAUUCAACACACUGCAAACAAUAAUGAAUAAUGACUUUGUUGCAUUUGCCAGUUUACAGACUUUGAUCAUGAAUAACAACAGAAUCCAAAAGAUCCAGGAGCAAGCAUUUGUCCCGCUGACUAAUUUGGAGAAAUUGGACUUGUCCUUUAACAGACUGGAUACGCUGUCUGCUGGAUGGUUUAAGAACCUUUUUUCUCUUCAGCACCUGAAUCUUUUGGGGAACAAAUAUAAAAUGUUGGGUCAAGGCAAUCUUUUCCAGCCACUUAAGAGAUUAAAGACCCUACAUUUUGGAGGACCUGAUCUUCACUCUAUCAGAAAAAGUGACUUUUCUGGCCUCGGUCGUCUUGAAAAGGUUGUUUUGGAUGGAAGAAAUCUGCAAGUCUACGCAGAAGGAAGUUUGCGACAAAUUGAGCCAAUUAAAUAUGUAACACUUGGUCUGAAUGGUCCAUUUCUGAGAAAUCAAGCGCUAGUAGGAGCUAUACUGUCUGAUGUUGCACACCCAAACACAACACUGACAUUCGCUGACACAUGGUUCUCCGCAAAGUAUCAAAUGUUCCCAUUUAAAGUGACCCGAGACCGCGGAACUACAAGUGUUAUCUUUAAAAAUGUUAACAUGACCAUUCCAGCUUGUAUGGAAUUUCUUAAUUUGCUGUCAGACUCAAAUUUAACUAUGUUUGCACUUGAAGAUACUCAAUUAAUCUUAAGUUCUGUGGGUGACAUUGCGUAUCCCCCACACAUGGACCGUUUGGAGGCCGUUGUCUUCAAAAACGUCGAAGUCCCUCGGUUCUAUAGCUUCCCAGCCCUCUUUUUCUUGCAACCUCUGCUGAACGUAGUGCGAAGGGUGUCUGUGCUAAACUGCAAGUUGUUCCUCAUUCCUUGUGAAUCCUCUGUCGAUUUCUCAUAGCUGGAGUAUAUGGAUGUCAGUGACAACUUGUUUAGUGAUCUGGCUCUUACCCAAAUGAUGUGCGAUGGCAAAGGUGGUCUUUGGAGUCUGCAAACCUUCAACAUCAGCAGGAAUUACCUGCACUCGAUCAGCAGCCAGCUCUUCACCAAACUAGAUAAGCUUAAAAACAUUGACAUGAGUGGAAAUGUGUUUCGUAGUAUGCCUGAGACGUGUUACUGGCCACCAAGUCUCCAAUUCUUAAACCUUUCAUCAACACAUUUAGCAAAAGUGACCACUUGUUUGCCAGUGAGUUUACACAUCCUCGAUCUAUCAGACAAUGACUUGACCGUGUUUAACAUCGAACUACCUUUUCUUACAGAGUUAUACAUCUCUGGCAACAAAAUCAGUAGUUUGCCAGAUGGGGGUUUAUACCCUUGUCUCGUGUUUCUCUCUAUUCAAAACAAUGACUUACAGACAUUCAGCAGCAAUAAUCUAAAUGGCUAUAAUAAUCUGAAGAGUCUGGAGGCUGGUUCUGACACGUAUGUCUGUUCAUGUGGCUUUGUAGCGUUGAUGACGAGUGACUGGACGAAUCAUCGAAUCACCUUUGGAGAUGAGUUCAAGUCGUACAUCUGUGCCUCCCCGGACGCCGUGAGAGGAGAGAGCGCGGCAGACGUGAGGUUGUCAGUGUUUGAAUGCCACACAGCUUUAGCUUUUUCUGUACUCUGCUCAGGCAUCCUGCUGGUGUUUCUGCUCAUUGCAGGUUUGUGUCACAAAUUCAGUGUUGUGUGGUAUAUGAAGAUGACCUGGGCCUGGCUGAGAGCCAAGAGGAAGCCAAAGUUAAGAAAGGGAGAGCUCGAGUAUGACGCUUUUGUGUCCUACAGUGAAAUGGACUCUGGUUGGGUGGAAGCACAUCUGGUCCCGGAGCUCGAGCAGGCCGAGCCUCCUCUUCGGCUUUGCCUCCACAAGAGAGAUUUUGUUCCCGGAGGCUGGAUCUUGGACAACAUCAUAGACGCCAUCGAGAAGAGUCACAGAACUCUGUUUGUCCUUUCUCAGCAUUUUGUCAGGAGUGAAUGGUGCAAGUACGAGCUGGAUUACACCCAUUUUAGAUUGUUUGACCAAAACGAUGACACAGUUGUGCUGAUUCUGUUGGAGCCCAUUGACAAAGAGACCAUCCCCAAGAAGUUCUGCAAGCUGCGGAGAGUCAUGAACUCCAGGACGUACCUGGAGUGGCCCGAUGAUGACGGCCUGAUGCCCAGGUUCUGGCAAAGCCUGAGAACAGCUAUUAAAAGACCUGAUACUGAUGAUGGAAACUGUUUACAGUUUGACAAUGUGGACUUUUAAUUUAGUGUUUUACUUUGCAGUAUUUUUUUUUUUUUUUUUUUUUUAAUCUGUAACUUUUGAGAGCCUUUCUGUGUCAAUUUUAGUUGUAUACAUGUGGAAAAGCAUAAAAAUGGAUUGUUUCAAUAAAAACUCUUUGGUCAUACAUUGUGCCUCCUCAAUAUUUGUUGUAUCCGAUAUUCAUUCUUUGAUUCCUCCGUGCUUGGGGUUUAAAAGCCUAACCAGCAUGCAUUUGGCAACCCUGCCUCCUAAAACAAUUACGUUUCUCUACUACGUUGUUGUUGUGCCAAUUAGGUUUUGUGAUGAAAUGUAAAUGCUGUCUGGAAUAUGUUCCUUGGCAACGUUUUUUCUAGUGUAGUUAGCGUUACAUUUAUGUACCCCACAUCAUAGGGCAGUAUUAAGGUGUAUGUUGGGUGUACAAAGUGCAGGACAUGUCAGUAGUCUAUCACAGGGCAUAUUUGUUUUAACAUUACAAGAUGUACCCCAUGCUUCUGAUUCACUGGGAUGCUUUACACUUGCACAAGUACAAGUCUU
Sander lucioperca (pikeperch) is the source of this 3110-nucleotide messenger RNA. Its product is annotated as toll-like receptor 2. Gene Ontology annotation, cellular component: membrane. Lineage: Eukaryota; Metazoa; Chordata; Actinopteri; Perciformes; Percidae. The transcript is spliced from 2 exons. Gene Ontology annotation, molecular function: triacyl lipopeptide binding; transmembrane signaling receptor activity; protein binding. The record is from RefSeq and is a predicted model, not a curated record. Gene Ontology annotation, biological process: toll-like receptor signaling pathway; immune response; inflammatory response.